GGAGCUGUAGUCCCCGCGGCCACUCGCGGCGUGGACGGUUCCAGCAUGGCGGGGCUCACGGCGGAGGUUACGGCGCGGUUCCGCACCGAGAACCCCAGGUUCGCCGUGCAGGAUGUACCCUUCUCGGUCCCCGCCAACGCCGAGACCACCGACCUCAGCCACCUCAUCAACAAGCUGCUGGCUGCCGACAACGCGGAUCACAAAUAUGUGGAAUUUGACUUCCUUAUCAAUGGCCAGUUCUUGCGUAUGCCACUGGUCAUGCACAUGGAAACAGAAAAUAUCUCCACGGAAGAAGUGGUGGAAAUAGAGUAUGUGGAGAAAUAUAUGGCCCCUCAGCCAGAGGAAUGCAUCUUCCAUGAUGACUGGAUCAGUUCUGUUCAAGCCACUGAAGAAUGGAUAUUAACUGGCUGCUAUGAUCACACUGCUCGAAUCUGGUCUUUAGAAGGAAAAUCCAUCAUGACAAUAGCUGGGCAUACAGAAGUAGUGAAGGAUGUGGCAUGGGUGAAGCAAGAUAGUUUAUCGUGCCUGUUACUCAGUGCUUCCAUGGACCAAACCAUCCUGCUAUGGGAGUGGAAUGUGGAGAAAAACAAGGUGAAAGCGCUUCACUGUUGCAGGGGACACGCUGGGAGUGUAGACUCCAUAGCUGUUGAUUGCACGAGAACUAAAUUCUGCAGUGGAGCCUGGGAUAAGAUGUUAAAGAUCUGGUCUGCAGUACCUACAGAUGAAGAGGAUGAAAUGGAAGAAGCAGCUAACAGACCACGGAAGAAGCAGAAAACCGAACAGUUGGGACUAACAAGGACUCCCCUGGCCACCCUCUCUGGCCACACAGAAGCCGUCUCCUCUGUGCUGUGGUCAGAUGCUGAGGAGAUCUGCAGUGCGUCAUGGGACCACACCAUUAAACUCUGGGAUGCCGAGACUGGAGAUCUCAAAUCCACUUUGACAGGAAACAAAGUGUUUAAUUCUAUAUCCUACUCACCACUGUGUCGACGCCUCGCAUCCGGGAGCACCGACAGGCACAUUAGACUGUGGGAUCCUCGCAGCAAAGAUGGCUCCUUGGUUCUUCUGUCUCUGACAUCUCACACGGGCUGGGUGACAUCGGUGAAGUGGUCACCUACCCACGAGCACCAGCUGAUCUCUGGUUCUCUGGACAACAUUGUGAAGCUCUGGGACACAAGAAGUUGCAAAGCUCCUCUGUAUGACUUGGCUGCUCAUGAAGACAAGGUUUUGUGUGUGGACUGGACAGAAGCAGGGUUGCUGCUGAGCGGAGGUGCAGACAACAAGCUAUAUUGCUACAGAUACCCAGCUACAGCCUCUGAUGUUGGGGCAUGAAGGUCAGCAGCCAGAAGAAUUUUUCUUAGAAGCAUUUUUGCCACAGUCGCGCUCUGUUAACAUCCCCACACAACCAGUGUCUAAAGAAAUGAGUCCUUUUCUGCUCAGACAGCUGUUGUUCCUAUUUUUUUGUGUCGGUAACCUAUAUUGUGUUUGUCACAGAAAAAUGGCGACAAACAGUUAGUGAUGUGAUCAAUAUGAAACAAAGCAAAGGGCAUUUCCUCCCCUUUUGAUGGCCUUGAAUUAACAUCUUUUAAAUUACUAUUUGUGUAGCCCUUUUAAUAAGGAAUAAACUGUUCCUGAUACUUACGGAAAAAUUACUCAUCGGACUAAAUUAUUUUGAGUAAUAAAGCUUUUAUCUACAGUUAAUUCAUUUAGUGCCUCACUUAAGAUAAAAAUCAAACUUCAUCUCUCUUUUUGCUAUGGCAGUUGGUGGUUCUUAUGAUUUAGGUCCUCAAUUGAUGAACUCGGGCUUUUUUCUUGGAUGAAUUCUUAGUAUGUUUGCAGUAUCCAUCUCAUGAUACAAAGGAACUUGAUGGCUUUGCUGGCAGAUGAAAUAUUCUAAAUUUUUUUGUGGCUCAUAAGUUAGGGUUGUAAAUGAUUUCAUCAGAAAGUGUCUGCCUCAUGCCACAGUGCACAUUGUGUUGUAGCACAACUAGUGUUGUAUCUUACUCCUAAAAAUCAGCAGAUGUGUAGAAACAAGGGGGGGAUCACACAGGGCAGAAGAAAUUUUCUUCUUAGAAAGAAUGGAUACAAAAAGUUGUGAUGGCUUUUAGAUAGAGGAUAAGUACUAUCCAAAUAUGCUUAUUUUCUCUGCUGGCGGUCUUGAUUUUAAUUUGGCAUUUAAAUGAAAAAACCUGUUAUUGCAGUUUGUUGGGUGCCAUGUAUGGGAUGUUAAACCAGCCCUUAGUCUAACAAAGUGGAAACCAAACUUGGAUAUCAUUGCUAAUGUUUUAGCAUUCGAUAAGACCUGUACAGCACGAUCAAGUCAAAUGUUUAAAUUGCAAGGUUAAUUGUUUUUUGAAGAGUGAAAACUCUGACCUCCAAGUUUACAAUAUGAACAAGUUCUGAGUGAGCAGCUUAGGAAACAGCAGAACAGGAAAAUGAUGGAGAAAAUGGCAAGGGUACAGGGGAAGGAUCUCUGAUCCCUUGGCUUUGAAAGUAAUGUACUGCCGAUCUUUUACUAAUGCUGCUUACAAGGAAUUAGUUCCCUUACCAUCAUAUUAUCCAUGUUCAUGUCCUUGGUAUGUGCUUUGUGCUUUUUAAAGCAAUAUACACUAUUAAUACCUUAAUAUAGCAACGGAUAUUUUUUCCUUAUUUAAACUUUAUUCCUUUAAAACAUUGCCUUCUAUUUAUUUACUAUACAAACUGAAACUUGCAAAUGUGGUGUAAAUAACUAUUUUGUUUUGCAAACCUACCAAAAAUGCAAAGCAUUUUUUUGAGCAGGAAUUUAGUAUGUGCUGGAAUAUGCAGCAUUCCUUCCUCCCCGCUAUUAAAGAUUUGUGUAAUUUCACAUCCACGUUUGUGGCUAUUCCAGUCUGUUCUAGCAAUCAUUGGCCUAAUACUCAUUAAAGUUUUUUUAAAAAAAUCUCUAAUUAAUGUUUUAGUAUGAAAACAGAAGAGAAUAAUAUCCUCUUUAGAUAAUCCUUAUUCAGGAUAUCUGAAUUUUGGAGGCCUUAACCAAAUAAAAUUUGGAGCUGGUUUUAGUGGAAAGUGAAGGAAGUUUAUCUUCAAGGCUCCCAGCAACCAUUUAAUGUAAAGUCUUGAGCUUUUUUUGUAUUAUAAGAAACCUAUUUUAUUACACUCUUCAGUUUUUCUUUCAGAUAAAUUAUGCUUGAGCUUAGCAUUCAGAAUUCCUGGGGUGGGUCUGCAGUCAGAGCUGUGGAGCACCUCCAGCCAAUUAAGUUGUUGAUAAAAAUAAGUGGAUUCUCUUAAGUGCAUAUGUCUAAAGGCUCAUUAAUGUAAGGCAGGUAACCUUCAAAUGGUUUUCUUGCCUUCUCAGAAAGAUGUAAAAAAUACUUUUUAAGAAGGUCACAUCACUUGGACUGUCAGCUUAACUUAGAAAGAUUAAUACUAUUUAGCCUUAAGAGAGCCCAGCUGGCAUGAAUUGUUUCAGUUUCAAACACUGAAUCCAUUAGAUCUGCUACACUUGUCACCUGUAGUAAAUACACAGAGUGUAACUAACUAGAAGGGUAGGUUUUAGCACAGCACAGUUAAGAAGAAGGAGAGGUUUUACAACCUCCUUUUACUUUGGGUUCUCUUAUUUGGAGAAGUGCGGUGUCAGACACAGAAGGAAGCAACCAAGUAAAGCAUAUUAAUGUUAUGAAGUGAUACCAGCACAGGUACAGCAUUUUUGAAGUGCAUCUGUAUUACCACUGUCCAUGAAUCAUAGAAUAGUUUGGGUUGGAAGGUACCUUAAAGCACAUCCAGUUCCAACCCCCUGCCCUGGGCAGGGACACCUCCCACCAGACCAGGCUGCCCAAUGCCCCAUCCAACCUGGCCUUGAACACCUCCAGGGAUGGGGCAGCCACAGCUUCCCUGGGCAACCUGGGCCACGGCUUCACCACCCUCACUGUGGAGAAAUUCCUCCUCAUGUCUAGUCCAAACCUGCCCCUCUCCAGUUUAUACCCAUCCAUCCUCAUCCUAUCACCACAAGCCUUUAUAGAAAGUCCCUCCUCAGCUUUCUUGUAGCCCCUUCAGGUACUGGAAGGUCGCUAUAAGGUCUCCUUGGAGCCUUCUCCAGGCUGAACAAGCCCAACUCUCUCAGCCUGUCCCCGUAUGGGACGACAUCAUGCUCAUCCCAGAACCUACAAGAACAAUUUUUG
Messenger RNA from Cuculus canorus (common cuckoo), 4154 nucleotides. RefSeq names its product WD repeat domain 12 (gene WDR12). The record is from RefSeq and is a predicted model, not a curated record. Gene Ontology annotation, biological process: maturation of LSU-rRNA from tricistronic rRNA transcript (SSU-rRNA, 5.8S rRNA, LSU-rRNA); maturation of 5.8S rRNA from tricistronic rRNA transcript (SSU-rRNA, 5.8S rRNA, LSU-rRNA); ribosome biogenesis. Bases 46 to 1329 code for a protein of 427 amino acids. NCBI's taxonomy places the organism in Eukaryota, Metazoa, Chordata, Aves, Cuculiformes, Cuculidae. Gene Ontology annotation, cellular component: PeBoW complex; preribosome, large subunit precursor. Gene Ontology annotation, molecular function: protein binding. The transcript has 12 exons.